UUGGCUCCGCUCUGCUCCCUGCGCAAAAACUCGGGGGGGAAAAAAAACCGCCACAACUCCGGCACCGUACGAUGAGCAGCAAAGCCCGUAAUUUCCGCCGCCGAGGCGGAGAUGGCGCCGACGACGACGAAGACAACGACAAGAGUACCAAGACCUCCACCACCAACGGCUCCACCACCACAUCAUCAAAACCCCAAUUCAAAUCCAUUUCCUCCGCUUCAAGACCUAAAAAACCGGUAACUGCAGUUCCCAAAAGCCGCCUGAGCUUCGCUGACGAUGAGGAAGCCGACGCCGACCAAUUGCCCAUUAAACCUCGUCCCUCUUCAUCAAACACUCGUCUCUCCAGACCCUCUUCUUCUUCCUCUUCUCAUCAUAAGCUCAGCUCGUCUAAAAACCGAAUUGGGCCUCAAACGACGGCGUCGCUACCUUCCAAUGUGCAACCCCAAGCUGGAACUUACACCAAAGAAGCCCUCCUUGAGCUCCAGAAGAACACUAGAACCCUCGCCUCUUCCCGUUCAGCCCGGCCCGAACCUCCCAAAUCGAAGCCCGAAGUGACGCCCACUGAGCCCGUUAUCGUAUUGAAAGGGCUAGUGAAGCCAAAACCGAAUAUGGUUGACGAUGCAGAUGGGGAAAUCGAGAAUGACGAGAUGGGUGUUGAGCAGCAAGGCGAUUUGGUGAGAACUGAGAGAGAUGAGGCAAAGUUUAGAUUGGGUUUGAGAGGGAAAAGUGAGGUUUCUGGGGGAGUCAUACCAGACCAGGCGACAAUAGACGCGAUAAGGGCAAAAAGAGAGAGGCUCAGGCAGGCAGGGCCUGCAGCCCAGGAUUAUAUAUCAUUGGAUGGAGGAAGUAAUCAUGGUGAAGCCGAGGGGUUGAGCGAUGAGGAGCCAGAAUUUCGAGGGAGAAUCGGGUUUUUUGGAGCAAAAAUUGAUGGUGGGAAGAAGGGCGUGUUUGAGGAUUUUGAGGAGAGAGUAACGGCAAAGGAUAGCGCUGUUCUUAAUAGCGAUGAUGAGGAUGAGGAAGAAUUGGAAAAGUUGUGGGAAGAGGAGCAGGCAAGGAAAGGUUUGGGAUUAGGAAAGAGGCUAGAUGAUGGCGUUAGUGUAGGAGUCAGUAGUAGUACUGCUGGUGGUAGUAGUGUUAAUGUGCCUCAGAGUGUCCCUCAGCAGAAAUUUGGUUUUCCAAUCGUGGCCUCUGGUAGUGUAUAUUCUUCAGUGCAGAUUAGUUCUGUUGAUACUGUUGGUCCUAGUAUUGGGGGUGCUGUUGGGGGAUUGCCUGGAUCAGAUGAAAUGCCGAUAUCACAAAAAGCUGAGCUCGCUAAGAAAGUUUUGUAUGACAAUGUGAAGAUGCUUAAGGAGUCUCAUAAGAAAACAAUGGAUACAUUAACAAGGAAUGAUGAAAAUCUAUCCGCUUCACUGUUGAAUGUCACCAAGCUGGAAAAUUCAUUAUCUGCUGCUGGUGAGAAGUUCAUCUUUAUGCAAAAGCUUCGUGAGUUUGUUUCUGUUAUAUGUGACUUUUUGCAGCAUAAGGCUCCUUUUAUUGAAGAACUUGAAGAUCAGAUGCAGAAGCUUCACGAAGAAAGAGCAGCUGCAAUUCUAGAAAGAAGAAUCGCUGAUAAUAACGAUGAAAUGAAGGAAUUAGAACCAGCUGUGAGUGCAGCAAUGUCUGUUUUUCGUAAAGGUGGAAGCAGUGCAGCAAUGAUAGAAUCAGCUAUAAGUGCUGCUCAGGCUGCAUCUGCAGUUGCAAGAGAAUUAAGAGACUUACCUGUGGAGCUAGAUGAACUCGGCAGAGAUUUGAAUCUGCAGAAACGAAUGGAUUUAGCUAGGAGGGCAGAGGCUCGACAAUACAGGAAAGCUAAGUCAGAUUCAAAGAGAUUGUUGUCCAUGGAAAUUGACAGUCCUAAUCAGCCAAUGGAAGGGGAAUCAAGUACUGAUGAAAGUGACAGUGAGAGUACAGCUUAUCAGUCAAGUCGUGAUCAGUUGCUUCAGAUUUCUGAACAGAUCUUCAGUGAUGCAGCUGACGAUUAUGCUCAACUUUCAGCAGUUGUAGAAAGGUUUGAGAGAUGGAAAAAGGAGUAUGCUUCAAGCUACCGUGAUGCUUAUAUGUCACUAAGUGCGCCUACUAUUUUCUCUCCUUAUGUAAGGCUUGAGCUUCUAAAGUGGGAUCCACUUCAUGAGGAUUCAGACUUUAUUCAUAUGAAAUGGCACUCCUUGUUAUUUGAUUAUGGUCCAGAAGAUGAUGCUGACGCCAACCUUAUUCCGGAACUAGUAGAGAAACUGGCAAUUCCAAUUUUGCAUCACCAGUUAGUAUACUGCUGGGACAUGCUUAGUACACGUGAAACAGAGUACGCUGUUUCUGCUACAAACUUGGUCUUAGGAUAUGUUCCUCCAUCCAGUUUGGCACUUGGGAACUUAGUAGCUGCACUUCGAGACCGCCUGGCUGAUGCUGUGACCAAUUUGAUGGUGCCAACGUGGAACACACUUGUAUUAAAAGCUGUACCAAACGCGGCAAGAGCUGCAGCGUACAGAUUUGGUGUGUCUGUUCGUUUGAUGAAGAACAUAUGUCGAUGGCAUAAGGUUCUUGCAAGGCCAGUAUUGGAAAAGCUUGCUCUGGAUGAACUGUUAAUUGGCAAGAUUCUUCCUCAUCUUCGAAGCAUUGAAUCAAACAUUCACGAUGCAGUUACAAGAACAGAGAGAGUUGUUGCCUCCUUAGAUGGGGUCUGGGCUGGUCCAAGUGUUACUGGGGAUCGCAGCCCAAAACUGCUGCCACUGGUGGAAUUUUUGCUAUCACUUGGAAGGACGCUGGAGAAGAGGCAUGUUUCUGGUGGGAUUCAGACAGAAACUGCUAAACUUGCUCGCCGAUUGAAGAAGAUGCUUGUGGAGCUAAAUGAGUACGACCAAGCUAGGGCAAUAUUAAGAACCUUUAGUCUCAAGGAGGCGUUGUGACUCCCUUAUCUCCGAUGUCUAAUUGUCCCUCUUGCUCCUCCUCUGUCUAAUGGUUCCCCCUUGCUUGUACAUUUAAUGGUUUCAAAGACUUGGGGAGCUAACAUCAGCUCUUGCUUAGGAAAGUUCAUAAAGCACAAUUUUGAAAAGAAUGAGAUUCCUUGAUACACCGAGUUAGCAUAGUCUUUGAAUUAGAUGCCCUUGGCCCCCCCCUCUGGUGGCCCAGGUAAUGCAUUUUGUGUUACGUUAGCUUAUGUUUUGCUUCGAGCUGAGGCUCUGGUGCCCCCUCUUCUCCAUCAGUAUGAAAACCCUAUGAAUUAUUGGUUUCGUGUUAUAGUCACGGAGAAACCAAAAGAUGAGCUCUUAUCAAGAACCCAAAUUCCGGCCCCUUUCGAUUCGUCGGCUUUCUA
Messenger RNA from Coffea eugenioides, 3346 nucleotides. RefSeq names its product transcriptional repressor ILP1. Gene Ontology annotation, biological process: mRNA splicing, via spliceosome. The coding region runs from base 72 to 2939 and encodes 955 amino acids. The record is from RefSeq and is a predicted model, not a curated record. Gene Ontology annotation, cellular component: nucleus. The transcript has 6 exons. Gene Ontology annotation, molecular function: DNA binding. Lineage: Eukaryota; Viridiplantae; Streptophyta; Magnoliopsida; Gentianales; Rubiaceae.